Molecule: messenger RNA, 5966 nt
Organism: Dalotia coriaria
Lineage: Eukaryota; Metazoa; Arthropoda; Insecta; Coleoptera; Staphylinidae
Gene: Chd1
Product: chromodomain-helicase-DNA-binding protein 1
Exons: 12
Coding region: 477-5441 (1654 amino acids)
Biological process (GO): nucleosome organization; regulation of transcription by RNA polymerase II
Cellular component (GO): nucleus; chromatin
Molecular function (GO): ATP binding; chromatin binding; DNA binding
Source: RefSeq, a predicted model, not a curated record
UACGCUGCCUCGCAUACGCCGCAAAUCGCAGCGCAGCGCACACUACUGCGAACAGCACCCCGCUCCGGAAAGCAAAGAUGGCACAGUUUGCGUGAUCAGCAAUCGAUAACCAACGCAUCCCGUCCGUCGUCACCCGCGAUCUAACCCUAAACGUGAACAACAAUAACAACGGGGUGUGUGGUGCAAGUAUUGUGGCAAACCCGAGUCUGCGAGCAGAGAACGCACUGUCUUCGAGCGGCCAAAUUCAGUGCACGCGCGUACCACACGGCGGGUCGCACACAAAAUGGCGUGAGUAGAGUGCCACCGCCAGCCGAGCGCGCCGCAUCUUCACUUGCGAUUUUCGCCCCAAUCUGCGGUGUUUUCGCCCUUUGGAAGGCGCCCACCGGCGGUAUGCACGCGGCCGGUCGACGUCCGCACGGAAUUUCGCCACCGUUACAUAAUUGCACGCAUCUAGAGCCUCGUUGAACUUGCUCAUCAUGUCGGAGAGCAGUGCAUCUGAAUCCGAUAAUUCUGAGAAUGAGGUAGAGGUAGGGCAGGCCGCAAAGGAGAGUAGUUCUUCGUCUAAUUCUGCAUCGGAGAGUGAGUCGGGUUCGUCGAGUUCUUCUGACUCCGAGACGGAGAAUAAACACGAUGCCAGCACGACCAGUUCUUCAGCUUUGGAGAAAUCGAAAAACGAUGAGUGGCAGCCCGAGGACGACGUUCAGGAAUCGCCUAAAAUCCCACAAACCCGUUCGACGCGUCGCAAAUCAUCGGAAAAGUCCGAAGAUUUCAAAUACAACGAUGCCAGCUCGUCGGAUAGUAAUUCCGAAAGUUAUCAGGAGCGUCCACCACCAAGCAAACCAGUGGGUAAACGACAACCACCCAAAAAGAAACCACCACCGAAACGUUCCAAAUACACAUCGGAGUCUUCCGAGGACGAAGAAGAUGACAGUCGGCGUAAAGCAACUCGUCGCACAGCGGCAACUGUUAGUUAUAAAGAAGAAAGUGAAGACAACACAGACUCUGAGGACCUUCUCGAAGUCGACAACUCGGCGCCAGUUGAACCUGUACCCGAAGACAAGUCGGAAACAAUUGAGCGGGUGUUAUCUCGACGAAUUGGUAAGAAAGGCAUCACCGGUAAUGUCACUACCGUAUACGCAGUCGAAGAUAAUGGUGAUCUCAACAUCAUUGAUAAGGACACUCCCACGGAAACACAGUACCUGAUCAAGUGGAAGGACUGGUCUCACAUCCACAACACGUGGGAGUCGGAAACUUCUCUCAAGGACCAGACAGUUAAGGGUAUUAAGAAGUUAGAGAAUUUUAAAAAGCGCGAGGUUGAGAUUGCACAAUGGCGGCGGCAUGCAUCACCAGAGGAUAUCGAGUAUCACGAGUGUCAGCUGGAGUUGGCACAGGGUUUGCUCAACAGUUACAACAUGGUGGAGCGCAUUAUUGCAAAAUACAAUCGCCCCGAUGGUGGUAAGGAUUUUUUCGUCAAGUGGGAGUGUUUGCCGUAUUCGGAGGCGACUUGGGAGGACUCUGCGCUCAUUCAACGGAAAUGGCCACAAAAGAUUCGCGAGUUUGUUGAUCGUGAGGAGUCAAAGCGUACGCCAUCUAAACAUUGUAAGGCACUGCGUAGUAGACCCAAAUUUCAUGAGGCGAAGGAGCAGCCUGAUUAUAUGAAAGGCGCGGAUGGUAACUUGGUGCUCAGGGAUUACCAACUGGAUGGGCUGAAUUGGCUCAUUCAUUCAUGGAGCAAGGAUAAUUCUGUGAUACUGGCGGAUGAGAUGGGUCUAGGUAAAACUAUCCAGACGAUUUGUUUCUUGUAUAACUUAUUUAAUACGCAUCAAGUGCACGGGCCAUUUUUGUGUGUUGUGCCAUUGUCAACUAUGACGUCGUGGCAGCGCGAAUUUGCGCAGUGGGCGCCGGAGAUGAACGUGGUUACCUAUUUGGGAGAUGUGAACUCUCGUAAUAUUCUGCGACAAUAUGAGUGGAGUUACGAGGGAUCGAAAAGACUGAAAUUCAAUGCGAUAUUGACAACCUACGAGAUUGUACUGAAAGACAAGGCUUUCCUGGGCAACCUCAGCUGGGCAGAUCUGCUCGUUGACGAGGCGCAUCGUCUCAAGAACGACGACUCGCUCUUGUACAAGGCUCUGAUGGAGUUUGACACCAACCAUCGACUUCUCAUCACUGGCACGCCGCUGCAAAACAGUCUAAAGGAACUUUGGGCGUUGCUGCACUUCAUUAUGCCUGAAAAAUUUGCAUCAUGGGCAGAAUUUGAACAACAGCAUGAAGAUGCUUCGACGAAAGGCUACGGUAAGUUGCACAAACAGCUUGAGCCGUUUAUCCUUCGCCGAGUAAAGAAGGACGUUGAAAAGUCUCUGCCAGCGAAAGUCGAACAAAUUCUGCGUGUUGAAAUGACUGCCGUGCAGAAGCAGUACUACAAGUGGAUUCUCACGAAGAAUUACAACGCACUUCGUAAGGGCGUCAAGGGUUCGACCACAACCUUCCUGAACAUUGUGAUAGAAUUAAAAAAGUGCUGCAAUCACUCGUACCUCACCAAGCCGAUGGAAGUAGACUCGCAAAUCGGCCAGAAUGACUACCUCCAGCAGUUGCUCAAGGGUUCGGGCAAACUAGUCUUGCUUGAUAAACUACUCAUACGAUUGAAGGAAACCGGCCAUCGUGUACUUAUCUUCUCACAAAUGGUGAGAAUGCUAGACUUGCUCGGGGAGUAUCUGCAACGACGGCAUUUUCAAUUUCAACGACUAGAUGGUAGCAUUAAGGGGGAGUUGAGACGACAGGCCUUGGAUCACUUUAAUGCGGAAGGCUCACAGGACUUCUGUUUUUUGCUGAGUACACGAGCCGGUGGUUUGGGUAUUAACCUAGCGACCGCGGAUACUGUGAUUAUCUUCGAUUCUGAUUGGAAUCCGCAGAAUGAUCUGCAAGCGCAGGCGCGUGCACAUCGCAUUGGCCAGAAAAAUCAGGUGAAUAUUUACCGUCUGGUAACAGCGAGAUCCGUCGAGGAGGAGAUUGUCGAGCGCGCUAAGCAGAAGAUGGUGUUGGAUCACUUGGUGAUUCAGCGUAUGGACACGACGGGUCGCACGGUGCUGGACAAAAAGGGCUCGUCGAAUAAUACACCAUUCAAUAAGGAAGACCUGACUGCUAUUUUGAAGUUUGGCGCAGAGGAAUUGUUUAAAGAUGAAGAGGAUGAAAAUGAUGAUCCAGUGUGUGAUAUUGAUGAAAUCCUUCGUCGUGCUGAAACUCGCGACGAAGCACCCACCCUAGUCGGCGACGAGCUCCUCUCCGCAUUCAAAGUGGCGAAAAUUAAAGCAUUUGACGAGGACGAAAACGAGCAGUCGCCCAUUUCCGAAGGCAUUACGCAGGAGGAAGACGGUGAGAGUAAAGAUUGGGAUGAUAUAAUCCCCGAACGAUUGCGCAAGAAAGUCGAAGAGGAAGAACGAAAUAAAGAAAUUGAGGAUUUGUACCUUCCCCCGCGUUCCCGCAAAACCCUGCAGCAAAUUAACCAGUCUGAAAGCGAUGGUGAAGGUAGGAAAAAACGUAGGGCGGUACAAGAAUCUGGCGAGUCCAGUGAUGAAGAAGGUGGCAGUGAUGAGGAACGUCCUAAGAAACGUGGGCGACCUCCGCUUAAAGAAGGCGGUGCUUCACGACGUGAAAAGAUUAAGAAUUUCACCGAUGCGGAAAUUCGACGGUUUGUUAAAAGCUUCAAGAAGUUUAGCACGCCACUGAAGCGUCUCGAAGCAGUCGCAUGCGAUGCGGAGUUGCAAGAGAAAUCGUUACCAGAGUUGAAAAAGCUGGGCGAGUUGUUGCGCGAGAGAUGCAAGGCCUACAUGGGCGAACACACCAAAGAAAACACCGAAAAUGGCAGCGCUGAGGCGGGCAAACGGCGCAAUCGUGGACCCAGUUUCAAACUGGGUGGUGUGUCUGUAAAUGCUAAGACGAUGAUGCAGUGUGAAGAAGAGCUUGCUCCACUGGAUGAAAUCUUACCUUCCAUUCCCGCGGAAAGACGCAGUUGGAAGUUGGACUUCAACACGAAACCCGCGCACUUUGACGUUGAGUGGGGAGUGUUUGAAGAUUCGCGGUUACUGCAGGGUAUCUAUCAGUAUGGUAUGGGUUCCUGGGAGCAGAUCAAGAUGGAUCCUUCCAUUGGUAUUAGCGACAAGAUUCUUGCAAACGAGGAUAAGAAACCCCAAGCGAAACAUCUACAAUCUCGAGCUGAGUAUCUCCUCAAAGUACUUAAGAAACAACUUGAUAUCAAGCGUGGAUCUGUUGGAGUGAAACCAAAGCGCCAGCGCAAGGCGAAGAUGUUAACCAAAGAAAUCAUUGAAGACGAUGGGAGUUCCAACGAAGAGACCACAACUGUUACCGUUACGAUUACGAAAAAGAUCAACAAGAAAAAAGAUGAAGACUCGAAUGCGGAUGAUUCCACUGACAAGAGUUGUAAAGGUAAAGAGCGCGAGGGUAAACCUGAUAAAGAUAAGAAGAAGGCCGGCAAGAAGGAGAAGAAAGCAGCUGGCCCAAUGCAUUUUACAGCGAAUAAUGAACCGAGGGCACUUGACGUUCUUGGAGAUUUGGAUCCUUCUAUCUUCAAUGAGUGUAAGGAGAAAAUGCGACCGGUGAAGAAAGCGCUUAAAGCUUUGGACAAUCCGGACCAGUCAUUAACGGAAGCUGAACAAGUGAGUUACACGCGCCUUUGCCUGGUGCAAAUAGGUGAACAAAUUAAUCAUUGCCUGGAGGAGUAUACGGACCCCGAAAAACAAAAGGAGUGGAGAAGUAAUUUAUGGUAUUUUGUAUCAAAAUUCACCGAGUUUGACGCUAAGAAGCUUUUUAAGUUGUACAAAAAGGCUGUCACCAAGGAGGAAAAGAAGAAUGAGCAGUCUCAGAACGAUAAACCCGGUACAUCAUCCAAAACUGACAAGGAGCGUGCUGGUAGCUCAUCAAAACGGAAACACGACUCUGACGGUGAUCGUGAACCAGAAAAGGAACCUAAAAAACGGAAAGAUAAAGACAGAAAAAAGGUUCGGGUGGAAGACGACGAGAGACAUCCAAGAUGGCGAGAGCGCGAUAGGGAACCACUUCCUCGACCGGCAUACCCUCCAGAGGCACCUGAAUAUGGCAGAUGGAGGGAUAGCCCGAGGGAUAGAGGUGAGCGCUUCCCUCCGGAUCAUCGACGAGAGAGGUACUCCGACUAUAGACCACCACAAUUCGUACGGGAACGCGAUGUUGCCAGAAUGAGUGGCAGUGAUGAAUGGCGCUACGCCCGUGGACGUGACUCAGUCGCGCCUCUCAAUCGCAGUACAAUGUACGCGCACUAUCCCUUACCCUAUGCGCAACCUGGUGCCUAUCCUCCUUCGGAACCACCGGGAUACCCACGUGACUGGAGACCGGAGCGCAUGGAACGCGCCGAUCGCGACUAUCGACACGAUUACAACCGAAGACAGCAGUAAUCUUGGUGAUUGUGUGUACAAGCAGAACAUUUGAACGGAUUUGUCUGAUAUUUUUAAUAAUGCUCGCGAUCGAAGCACACGACAAAAGACUUGAAAUUAUGUUGAACAUAUGAUGUGCUAGGCAUGCUGAUUGGUUUGUGGGCUGGUGCCACGCCCGCGACAAUGAUAAUGAGAUGCAUUUAAUUUCAAGCAGGUACAUUUUUUUCAAACUGCAGCAAGAUAUGAUUUGAUUGACAUUGUAUAUUGUAAAUAUAGGACUAAUAGGAGAUAUCUUUUGAUAUAUAAACACUUAAUUGAAUAUGGGCGAGAAGAUAUUUAUUUACGUUGUACAUACAUGCAGUAUAUUAUGGCAGCGACGUUAAGGUCGAUCAUUUUUUGUUAUUCAUUUCGUGAAGACAGAACUAAGAUUGUAGAAUAGAGCUAAAUUGACCAUUUUUUGGGCUGGAUUAUUUGUUAAUCCUUUUCUCCAGCACUGCAUGUUCUUUGAUCAAUAAUGACACAUUAUAUCUCAGUUUGUGAAAUGUG